This is a messenger RNA of Marchantia polymorpha subsp. ruderalis, 951 nucleotides long. The record is from the annotation of a GenBank genome assembly. Lineage: Eukaryota; Viridiplantae; Streptophyta; Marchantiopsida; Marchantiales; Marchantiaceae.
UGAAAAUGGGGCACUGGCCAUCGAUGGAGUCCUAAAGCUCGCUGCACUUUUCUUUGUAACUUUUGGAGGUGACCGACUGCUGUCGGUCACAAGCGUGUGAAAGGUGGUGGUGGCAUAAUGUGAGUUAGCGGAGUUGAUUGACUGAGUGUAAUUGUGAGCCUUGCUGAAUGGUCCUGAAAGAUGGUCGAAGGCAAUACUGUAGAAGGGACCUCAGUUUCCUGUUGAUCGUCAUCAGAUCGGAGGAGCGCAUGCUGUACUUACUUUGUUCAGGCCAAGUUCCCUUUGCGCCUCAUCUCAGGUCAGCGGGAAAAAUGCUACACCUCGACGUGUUCUGAGAGCUGUGAUGAGUACGCUCGAUGAGGAAGAUCAUGGUAUCAGCGUUGGCAAUCCUGAGUUCAGCGAGAAUAUGGAUAAUUGUGGAGCGAAUCUUACAGAAGAUUUGGUGGAGAAGAUUGUUUCAAAGAUGGUAUUCCCGCAAUGUUUUAAAUUUCGAGUUGUGUCCGGAUGGUGGAACUCGAAGUUUCCGCUCCCUUUUGACGAUGAUUCCAUGCCCUUGGAUUCUCCAUUCCUGGAUGAGGAGAAAUCAAGCUGGGAUGGUCGUCUUCUCCAAAUCAAGCAGAGGAGGACAAAGGAAGAGAAUCGGAUACUUUGAAUUGCAGCGGUGGUGGAGAAAUCUUGUUUUGAUUCAUCUUCACUCCCUUCUUUACAUGAUCGUUGUCCUCUUAGCAUCAUAUAUGGAAGUAUAUGGGAACUACAGCUUUCAUUACGACUUCACUGUACUGCUACAUCUUUCAAUCUCAGUCACAGACCCGUUCUGAGUACUUGUUCUUGGUUUUGCAAUUUAUAUAUAUGUGGCAAAUCUACUCAACUACUUUUAGCCAUGAUUUGGACUGCUUCUGGUGUUUGAACAUAUGUACUUUAGAUACAAAUUUGAUUUCUCUUUUGGUGAGU